Malassezia sympodialis ATCC 42132 is the source of this 2862-nucleotide messenger RNA. RefSeq lists its product as uncharacterized. Gene Ontology annotation, molecular function: guanyl-nucleotide exchange factor activity. Gene Ontology annotation, cellular component: nucleus; mating projection tip; cytoplasm. Gene Ontology annotation, biological process: establishment of cell polarity; septin ring organization. NCBI's taxonomy places the organism in Eukaryota, Fungi, Basidiomycota, Malasseziomycetes, Malasseziales, Malasseziaceae. The record is from RefSeq and is a predicted model, not a curated record.
AUGCAUGUCACGGCGGCCGACUCUCCGCAUGGCGCCUUACCUCCCGGUCCGGCCAUGGUGCGGUCUGGUAGCAUGCCACGACCAAGCCUGUACCAAUGCUGCGUCGAUCUUGUGCGGCGGCUCAGCUGCGUCCCUGGCUUUUCUGCCGAGUUCUUAGGGCGCGGCGAUAUCGCCGUGAGCACACAAGAGCCAGCCGCAAGCGCACCAGUGCCACUUAGUGACCCGGUGUCGACGCUGUGGCAGUGUUUUCGCCUCGGUCGCUCGCUCUGUACGCUGUUCAACCUGUACGCGGGGCGGACAGGGCUUGAACCUAUUCCCCUCACAGUCGAUCCGAAAUUGAGCAACGCGAACGCAUGCAAGGCGCUCGUCAUGCGCUUCGUCAUUGCACUUAAGGAACGCAUUGGGUGGCCGCCAGACGACACAUUCACCGUAUCGCAACUCUAUUUGAACGAUACCAACGGAUUUGUGCGCGUGGUGCGCACGGUCAACGAGCUGCUGAACCUCAUGGAGUCGGUCGGCCUGCUGGUCCCCGGCACGCCUGUGUCGGAUGAGCCGGCGGCCAGCGAUACGUCGCCGCGCGACCAGCACGCCAUGGUCGCCCAGGAGCUGCUUGAAUCGGAGCGCCGCUACGUGCACGAUCUGGAGACGCUGCAGGCGUACGUCUCGCUGGUUGUCAGCGCGAAAGUGCUGCCGACCGAUAUGGUGUACGUCAUCUUCGGGAACCUUGACCCCCUCGUCGAUAUGCAACGGCGCUUCCUGUUGCGCCUCGAGGAGAAUGCGCUUAAACCCGUCGACAGCCAGCAGCUCGGGUACAUCUUCCACUCGAUGGAAGACGAGUUCUCACUGUAUGAGCAGUUCUGUGCGAAUUAUGCACAAGCGCUCCAGACCAUUUCGGACGAGAGCAAGGCGCUGCAGCGCAUGGCGUCGCUGCCUGGCGCACAAGACGCCUAUCUGGAGCCCACGUACGAGCUCCCAACGUACAUGAUCAAGCCUGUCCAGCGCAUCUGUAAAUACCCCCUGCUGCUGGAGAAGCUGCUCAAGACGACCGCUGCCGAUGCGCCGCAGCAGGACGAGCUGCAGCAGGCCCUGCACACCAUACGCCGCAUCACCGACAAGGUCAAUGAGAAGCGUCGAAUCCAGGAGAAUAUACAGCUCGUCCAGGAGCUCGAGCGCCGUGUCGAGGACUGGAAAGGCCACUCGCUCAAGACGUUCGGCACCCUCUUCCUAAGCGACACGUUCGUGGUCUCCAAGGGCGAUUCGGAGCGCGAGUUCCGUGUCUAUCUGUUCGAGCGCAUCCUCCUCUGCUGCAAGGAUCUCGGUGCAUCGCUACCCCCCACCACCUCGCCCGCUCUGCCGCCCAUCGGCGUCUCGGUUGGCCUGCCGGGACGCUCGCGCUCGAAAAGCGGCUCGCGACUGCGGUCGCGCGCGAACAGCGUAUCGGACACAAGCGCCGCCACGCGGCGUGACGCCAAUGCUCCCCUCCAGCUCAAGGGCCGCAUUUUCUUGAAUAACAUUGUCGGGAUCCAGGUGCUCGAGCGGCCCGCGAGUGGGUCCGACACGCAGGCGGCGCCGUACCCACUCCAGGUGUGGUGGCGCGGCGAGGCGGACGUCGAGUCGUUCUGCCUGCGGUGCAAAAACGAUGAACAGCUGCGUCUUUGGCACAGCACGCUCCAAAAACUACUCGAUGAGGUACAGGCGCGUCGCGACCUGUUGGCAGCGGCGUCGACGCCGUCGACACCGCUGCCGUCGGCGCCCCUCACGCGCCACCGCGGCGGUUUUCUCCAGGUGGCAACGCCGCUCACAACGCACCCCCCUGAGAUCCCAGCACGCCCGGUGCUGCGCCAUGCGCUUACGGAGGACACGGCCGUGAACGAUUUUCCGUGGCUGCGCAGCGCUGGCGUCAGUCCGGUGGGACAGGGGCCCACGACUGACGAGGUGGCCCCCGACGAGGCAGCGCCUACGUCUACGCCGCCGCCGGAGGAGAUGCAUCGACCGACGCCGCUGAGCGCGCUGAGCAUGACCAGCAGUGCGCCGAGCCACAAUGCACGUGUGGCCUGGCGCCAGAUGUCGCUGGGGCACAUUCACGGAGUGCCGCUCUCGCCGCGCAGCGCCGCCCCUGGCCCGUCGCGCUCGUCGUCGCUCGGUAGCGGAUUGCAACCGCCCAGGGCAAAUACCGAGGGUGUCGAGCAGGAACUGGCGGCUAUGCGCCUCGUCCAGGCACAGCAGCGGCGGCCGAGCGGGCUUGCGCGCACGAGACCUGCGCUGCAUCUGGACAGUGCGCUGAUGCAACGCACGGCGUCGGACAGCAUUGCGAUGCGCCCGAUGCAGUCGCCUGCGGCCGUGUUCUCGCCCAUCACAGCUACGCCGACGUUCCUUCCCGAGGCGGCGAGUAUCGCAGGCGUGCCGAACGAGCCGGAUUGGAACCCGUACUUUCCUGCUGUGCACACGUCGCAGCGACAGAGCCGCUCGAGCCAGGUCACGGGCGAGUCGUUGGACAGCCCGCUGCCCAGCGCGACGCAGUCGCCGCGGGCGCAUCCCCACAACUCCACAGGCUCACUGAACAUGCCCAGUGGCGUCCGGCCCUGGUCGGGCUCACACUCGCCGUCGCGGCCGAAGUUCAUGCUCGUGCGUGUGCGCCACGGCAACGACUAUAAGGAGCUGACCAUGGCACCCCGCACUCCCUUCUCUGCGCUUAAUACACGUGUUCAUGAGAGCGUGUGCCUCUCGUCAGAGGGCGCUACACGCAUGUACCAUAUUGACAGCGACGGUGAUCGUGUCAUGCUGCUGGACGACGACGAUUUGUCCACGGCGAUGGAGUAUGCACUUCGGCACGACUACGUCCUAGAUAUCAUGAUUGAGUAG